Cynocephalus volans (Philippine flying lemur) is the source of this 567-nucleotide messenger RNA. Its product is annotated as Golgi apparatus membrane protein TVP23 homolog B-like. Gene Ontology annotation, biological process: vesicle-mediated transport; protein secretion. The record is from RefSeq and is a predicted model, not a curated record. Lineage: Eukaryota; Metazoa; Chordata; Mammalia; Dermoptera; Cynocephalidae. Gene Ontology annotation, cellular component: Golgi membrane.
AUGUUGCAGCAGGACAGUAAUGAUGACACUGAAGAUAUUUCACUGUUUGAUGUGGAAGAGGAGACAAAUAAUAGGCCAAAAAAAUCCCAAAUCAGACAUCCAUUUUUCCAUUUAUUCUUUCAAGUCAGUGCAAUUAUAGUCUAUCUUCUCUGUGAAUUGCUCAGCAGCAGCUUUAUUGCCUGCAUUGUGACAAUUAUCUUGUUGUUGUCAUGUGACUUUUAGUCAGUAAAGAAUGUCACAGGUACAAUGGUUGGCCUACACUGGUGGAAUCAUAUUGAUGAGGGUGGAAAGAGCCAUUGGGUGUUUGUGUCCAGGAAGGCAUCUACUCAAGAGAAUAAAAGUGUUUCAGAGGCUGAGUGUAGAAUCUUUUGGCCAGGGCUUAUUGCCUGUGUAGUGCUGUGGGUGGUAUUUGCCUUCAGUGCUCUCCUCUCCUUCAGAGUGAAGUGGUUGGCAGUAGUUAUCAUGGGUGUGGUGCUCCAAGGUGCCAACCUAUAUGGUUACAUCAGAUGCAAAGUGGGUAGCAGAAAGAAUUUAACCAGCAUGGCUACUUCGUAUCUUGGAAAGUAG